AUGUGCUUCCCGGCAGUACCGGGAUACGCCCAUCACCAGCGUGACUCGCCCCCCCGCGUACCUGCCCCGCAGAUCCAGUACGGCCCCUGCCGCCGGCGGCAGUGCCGCUUUUCGCACCCACCAGCCCUUCCCCACCAGGCCCGCAUCGCCGCCCGCUCUUUCAAAUUCUCCCGAGGCGGCCUGCCCGAGCGGUUCCUGCUUCGUGGGAGCACAGGUCGCGGCGCGGAGAAGCCCAAGGCUGCGGGCAGCCCACCGACGAGGACUGUGGACGGGACGGCACGGAGUCCAGGGGAGAAGCGCACAAGGUAG
Messenger RNA from Ostreobium quekettii, 309 nucleotides. Lineage: Eukaryota; Viridiplantae; Chlorophyta; Ulvophyceae; Bryopsidales; Ostreobiaceae. The record is from the annotation of a GenBank genome assembly.